Molecule: messenger RNA, 1500 nt
Organism: Neocloeon triangulifer
Lineage: Eukaryota; Metazoa; Arthropoda; Insecta; Ephemeroptera; Baetidae
Product: BTB/POZ domain-containing protein 6-like
Exons: 6
Coding region: 46-1389 (447 amino acids)
Biological process (GO): neurogenesis
Cellular component (GO): P-body; cytosol
Molecular function (GO): protein binding
Source: RefSeq, a predicted model, not a curated record
AUUUCAGAGGUGACCAUAGAAAAAUUAAAAAACCCGCUUUCAACAAUGGACCAAGCAGAUAUUGCAGAGAUGAAUAAUAAUUUGGACUUGCUUAGAAGCGGCGCAUUUUCGGAUUGCACAUUUGUCGUUGGAUUAGACAAAAGGACCAUCAAAGCGCACAAAGUCAUUCUGGCUCGGAACUCGCAAAUUUUCGAAAAACUUUUCUCCAGGGCGGAUGCCCCAAGCAGGGUGGUUCUGAAAAACAUAGGCUUUGACGACUUUUUGCCAAUUUUAAGAUUCAUCUAUGCUGGAGGCGAUUGCAUCAAGUCAGUGGAAGAGGCUUGCGCCUUACUCAAAUACGCCGAAAAAUUCCAACUCGAAGGGGCUUUGGACAAAAGUAGGGCGUUUCUCUGGGCCUCUAUGUACCCCGGCAGAAUUUGGAGCACAUACCGAUGCGCGAUCGCUGCGAACGACGACCAACUUGCUCGCGCCGCUAUUGAUUUGGCCAAACAAGACACCGCUCAAGCACUGCAAGAAUCGGACUUCAACGUGGUUCCUAAAGAAAUUCUCGCCGAUUUUCUGCACUCGGAUCAACUGUCGUUUGUACCUCAAUCGGAAAAGUCACCGCAGCGGCACUAUUUGGAGGUCAAACUUUUAAAAGCAGCCAUUAGAUGGGCCAAAGCGGAGGCAAAAAGACAGGGUCUGCCGUUAAAUCCCGUCUCUUAUCGAACUGUUCUUGGCCCUGAACUUCUGAUGCCUCUCAGGGGACUUUUUCUCACCACAAAUGACCAUCAGUCUCUUGAGUUUGGGUCGAAAAAGUUCGAUUACGGCAAAAUAAUGGCGUUGGUGUUUAAUUUGGAUGAGGAAGGGGACGUGGGCCAAUUUAAGGGCCCCCGUCUCGUCAGUGAAGCCCAACGUGUGCGCAAAGUGGUGGGCGCCGAGUUCUGUGGGCCUUUGCGAUACUUCACCGGACAGAACUCCACCUUCUCGUUGGUCAGCUCGGCCCAGUUGGAUUUCCUCGGCAUGCGGGACCCGCGUCUCGUCGGCCUGCAGGUUUUGAGAAAAGAGGGCUGUUUGCAAAAAGACGAAUUCACCGUGUUAGUGGUAAAAUCAGCGGAAAACAAAAUAGUCUACGGAGCUCGCGUGAUAAUUACAGAAACGGGCGAGUGCAAGAAAGGGCCUCAGAGAAUCGAAAUUAAGUUUCCGCGAGAAGUGGCCCUCGAUGGUGAUUCCUCGCAGUUCAAGGUGCAAAUUAUAUUUCAUCAAUCCGGAGAAUACCCAUCGUACGAUCACACGGCGCCAGUGGACGCCCCAAAAUUUAUUAACGCAAAUACUAUGGUGAAUGUGAAAACGCCAAAGGGAAGCGGAAUCAUAACUUCCAUCAUCACAACCAAACCAAGAGGAAGUUAAUUAAAAAUUUAAUAAUGAAUAAUUAGCUAGCGUCAAUAAAAAGAAAUAUAAAACUAAAGAUUAAGUAAUAAAAAUUAAACAUUGUGGUUUGUUGGCAACUGUAAAAUAAAG